UAUAUUUCAUUCUCCUCAAAUUGUUUAGUUUUAUAGAUUAUCAGCAAAAAUGGUUGGAGUUUUUGGUAAAAGUGUAACUAGUAUGUAUAACCAUUUACUUAGAAAUAUUUUAGCUCCAAGCAAGAAAGUGACGACAAAUACCUUUCGAUAUACAAGUUUCUAUAACAAAUUAUCUGCGGAAGAUAUAUGGCGUGGAGUUACAUCUGUAAGCAAUGCCGGCAAGAAGAGAGGAAGAGGGAAAGGAUCUGGUAAAAGAGUGGCAAAAGAUCUAAACAGAGGGCAGACAAUAGGGGUCGGAAGCAGAAAUUUCGUGUGGCCUGGAUUGAAUGCACCAAUCGUUCGUGGGAAAACUUUAAUUCAACAAGAGCGUUUAUCUGAGGUUAACAAUAUGGAUCGAAAUAUAAACAAAAUUCGAGACCUAAUGGGCACUUAUCGAAUCGCAAAAGUGAACUCAAUUGAUCGUGGAUGGUCUGGAGCGAAAAUGCCAGGCCGAAGCAUAGGACCUCCGGAUGCUAUAAACGAAGAAAUGUUCGAAAAUUUUGACACAAGGGUGCUUGAAAAUAAAAUUGUAUUUAUAAUGAAAGGAAAUAUGGGAAGAAAGCGGCGUUACUCUGUUCUUUCAAUAACAGGAAACAAAAAAGGUUUAGCUGGCUUUGCAGUGGCAAAAGCUCCUGAGGUUCGUACUGCUUUGAGGAAAUCUAAAAAUCGAGCUGCUCAGAAAGUAAUAAAAAUUGAAUUGUGUGAUAAUCAUACAGUAUUUCAUGAUUUUUCUUGUGCAUUUGGCAAAACUAGAAUUUUUGUUCAAAGAAAACCGGAAGGAUAUGGCCUUGUUUGUCACCGUGCGAUCGAAACUAUUUGUAAAGUGAUUGGGAUUCGAAAUUUACAUGCAAAAAUAGAGGGAUCCACAAAUUUGCAACACAUUGUCAAAGCAUUGUUUUUGGGAUUGCUGCAGCAAAAAACUCAUGAAGAAAUAUCAAGAAGAACAAACUUACAUGUAAUAGAGUUUCGCAAUGAAACUGGACUACAUCCGCAUAUUAUUUCAAAGCCAGAAUCUUGUAAAGCAAGUAAAGGUCCUUUGUUAAAAGAGGUUGCAGAUUAUACUCAAUAUGUUUUGGACGAUAAAAUUAGUUUGAAAAAAAGGAAGUUUGCUCCUUUUUAUAUAGAUAGUAAAGGCUACAACUUAUUUUUAAAAAGAAAAGAACAAGUUCGUAACCAACAAAAGGUUCGCGUCAAUAUGAAUGCAUUUGAUAAUGAUCUACCAAGCGUUUGACGGAAUUACUAACUAAUGUUAUUAUCGGUCUUUAUAUUAAUGGUGAUUCUUGUAAACAAGCUUUAUUUUAAUAUUAUUUGCAAAAAGAGCAAUUUCUGAUAAACGAAUUUCGAUUACAAUAAAAAUGGAAAUAUCUUUCAUGCAA
Messenger RNA from Bactrocera neohumeralis, 1415 nucleotides. It is a transcript of the gene mRpS5, whose product is annotated as 28S ribosomal protein S5, mitochondrial. The transcript is spliced from 2 exons. Lineage: Eukaryota; Metazoa; Arthropoda; Insecta; Diptera; Tephritidae. The coding region runs from base 50 to 1270 and encodes 406 amino acids. Gene Ontology annotation, molecular function: RNA binding; structural constituent of ribosome. The record is from RefSeq and is a predicted model, not a curated record. Gene Ontology annotation, biological process: translation. Gene Ontology annotation, cellular component: ribosome.